Molecule: messenger RNA, 975 nt
Organism: Umbelopsis ramanniana AG
Lineage: Eukaryota; Fungi; Mucoromycota; Umbelopsidomycetes; Umbelopsidales; Umbelopsidaceae
Exons: 4
Coding region: 1-975 (324 amino acids)
Source: RefSeq, a predicted model, not a curated record
AUGGUUUUUCUAAGAUCUCUAGCAUCUCUCCUACUCAUCUCUUCCCUGGGCUUACAAGUCUUGGCUGCCAGUACUACCACCAAGAAAACCACCACUACCAAGACCUCUACCACUAAGACCUCUACCAAGACUACUACCACCAAGACCUCUACUAAAACAUCGUCGACGGCCAAAGCUACUAGUACAUCCUCAGGAGCAUCAUGGUCCUGGCCUAAUUGGAAUUCUUAUUCAGAUUCUACUGAUGCACAAUGGCAAGCUGCUUGGAAUAUCACCAACUGGGCAUACCCACAUACAAGUGGUGAAAACCACAAUAUUGUUGCCAAUCCCACCGAUUCAAGUGAGAAGGUACUUCGCGUCUUCUACCCGGCUGGCUCAUUCAAACCUUCCAAUACCCCGGUUGGUGGUAUAGGAUUCUAUGCUUCCCCCCUCGAGAUUCCAGCCAGUGCAAAUACAGUCACCUUUACUUACCAAGUAUACUUUCCAUCCGGAUAUAACUUUGUCGAAGGUGGAAAACUUCCUGGUCUUUACGGUGGGCAUGAUGACUGUAGUGGAGGUAACGAUGCCGAAACCUGCUUCUCUACUCGCAAUAUGUGGAGAACAUCAGGCGAAGGUGAAUCGUAUUUGUAUAUCCCCAAGGAUGCUCAAGUCAGCUCCAUCUGCUCCAACUCCCUUAUUAUCUGCAACUCUGAUUACGGCUAUAGUGUUGGAAGAGGCACAUUUGAUUGGACUACUGGCAGCUGGAAUACCAUUACUCAGGUUCUUCAACUUAACACUGUUGGCCAGCAGGAUGGUGCCAUUACUGAAGUACACGGUGGCUCAACUGCAUUCAGUCUUGGUCAAUUGGUGUUCCGUCAAUCGAACUAUGGAGUCGCAGGAAUUGAUUUCGAAACGUUCUUUGGCGGAUCUACAAGUGCGUGGGCUACACCUACAGAUCAAUACACUUACUACCGAGGACUAUCUCUUUCAUACAACUAG